Molecule: messenger RNA, 984 nt
Organism: Microsporum canis CBS 113480
Lineage: Eukaryota; Fungi; Ascomycota; Eurotiomycetes; Onygenales; Arthrodermataceae
Product: mitochondrial GTPase 1
Exons: 2
Coding region: 1-984 (327 amino acids)
Cellular component (GO): mitochondrion
Molecular function (GO): GTP binding; GTPase activity
Source: RefSeq, a predicted model, not a curated record
AUGGCAUCGUUCAUUCCUCGGACGGCGUUUGCGGCCUCCGAGAACAUCCAGAGAAGUUAUUUCCUGGGACAUCAUCGUGCUGGUCUUGACAAGAUGAAAGCGAUGCUUGACUCUGUUGACCAUGUGAUCGAGUGUAGAGAUUUCCGAGUUCCGGCAACUUCAAUAAAUCCUCUGUUCGAAGAGGCAUUGGGCGAAAAGAGUCGAACCAUCGUCUAUACGAAAAGAGAUCUUGGGGCCAAUUUGAAGCUAGAAUCACAGAUGAAAGAGAAACUUAUAUCCCGUUGGGAGAAGAAGCCUACAAAAGUAUUCUUCGCAAGCAGAAGCCUGAGGAACUCAGUUACCCCGUUAGCGAAAUAUAUCCAAGCUCUCCCGGUAGCUACCAACAGUAUAAUUGGAUACCGCAUGCUGGUGGUUGGGAUGCCGAAUGUGGGGAAGUCAACAUUGAUCAAUAAACUGCGAUCAAUGACCAACAUAAGAAAUGUCAGGAAAUCUGCAGUUGUCAGAACCGGUGCGGACCCAGGCAUCACAAGGAAGAUUGGGACACCUAUAAAAUUGUUUGAAAAAAAUGAUGUGGGCAUUUAUGUGUAUGACACCCCGGGUGUGUUUGUGCCAUACAUGUCUAAUCCGAACAGCAUGCUUAAAAUGGCACUUUGCGGAAUCAUAAAAGAUUCUCUAGUUCCUAUUAUUACUUUGGCUGACUAUCUUCUCUUUCAAAUGAACCGUCACUUAUUAAUGAAUAAGUACCAAAAUUAUUGCCCCCCAACCAACGAUAUCAUGGAACUACUGGGUGCGAUUUCGAGAAGAGCCGGCCGACUAGUGAAAGGGGGUGAGCCAGACUACGAAGCAGCUGCACGACUGUUCAUUACGCAGUGGCGGGAGGGAAAACUCGGCUUAUUCAUGCUCGAUGAUGUGGUAAAGAUCUCUCAGGAGAAGAAAAUAGACAGGCUAGUAGCCACGGGGUCGGCAGCUGGACUUUCCACCUAA